Limanda limanda (common dab) is the source of this 707-nucleotide messenger RNA. It is a transcript of the gene ppp1r14d, whose product is annotated as protein phosphatase 1 regulatory inhibitor subunit 14D. Gene Ontology annotation, cellular component: cytoplasm. NCBI's taxonomy places the organism in Eukaryota, Metazoa, Chordata, Actinopteri, Pleuronectiformes, Pleuronectidae. The transcript has 4 exons. Gene Ontology annotation, biological process: regulation of phosphorylation. The coding region runs from base 4 to 366 and encodes 120 amino acids. Gene Ontology annotation, molecular function: protein serine/threonine phosphatase inhibitor activity. The record is from RefSeq and is a predicted model, not a curated record.
GCCAUGGCAUCAGAGCCCAGCGCCCAGUCCAGGGUGAUGUUCCAGGCAAAGGACAAAACAGAGGAGCCGGCUCACCGCAAGCUGGGCAAGCUGACGGUCAAGUACAACCGCAAGGACCUGCAGAGGCGGCUGGAUAUCGAGGAGUGGAUCGACGGACAGCUGCACCUGCUGUUUGACUGCGAGGAGGAGGAGAUCCCGGAGUUAGAGAUCGACAUAGAUGAGCUCCUGGAGCUGACAGAUGAAGGCCAGAGAGCCCGGCUGCAGGAGCUGUUGCAGGAAUGCGGGAAGCCAAAAGAGGAAUUUAUCAACGGCCUGCUCUACAGGAUAAAGGGCCUACGUAAAAUGUCAGGUCCCUUGAAGAAAUAAUUUUAGGUCAAAUAAAUUAUUGGGACAGUGCGGAGCUUCUUUAUCUUCCCAUCAUCCGAGGAGGUUUACUGUUGGGACGCCAGUACGUGGGGUUUACGUUGUGGGAUCUCUUCCAGGGUCAGUAUCAGUCUGACACCAGAGCAGUUGGGUUUUGAAUAGAUUUUCUUUAUUAUUAUUAUUAUUUCACCUUCAUGUAUGGACUGCUAAAACAUUUUGUUUCCCAUUAACCAAUAAAGCACAUGAGAUAAAAAGCUGUUAUGCCUAUUACUCAGACAGACUGGGUUUUUUUUGUGUAAGACUGUACAUUUUCAUUUGCCUAUUUAUGUACAUAAAUAUUUUUG